AGCCGCCAAUGGAGCUAGUGGAAGCCGCGUCGCAGGCCAUCGUCGCACACGCCAAACAGCAGGAAUUGCUCGCCCAGAAAGGGAAGAAGAAGGCUAGUGCUUCGCCGAAAGGUGCUGCUGGGAAAGGGAAAAAGGGAAGAAGCAGAACAAAAGGCAGCCCGAAGCAGGCGAACAAAAGCCCGAAGGGCGCGAGAAGAUCAAGCCCGGCUGCCGGUACAGCGGGGAAGAGUAAGAUGAAAGGAAAAAGGAAAAAAAGCGUGGAGGGAUCUCACCAAGCGGCGGAAGGAGAUGAGGGAAUGGAAGCGGUAGGACUUGGUGGACGAGAUCAGGAACCUCCUCUGGUGAACAUCGUGGCAGCGGAUGAAGUAGAGCAAGUGCAAGAUGUGGGAGGGGUGGUUGGAAUUGCAGAGGGUCCUGUGCUUGGUGAUGGCGUAGGAGUAGAACAAAUACGCGGUGGUAACAAUACUGUCGACCAAAACGCGGGUGAAUUCAUACACGUUGACGUUGGCAAUGUUCCGAGCGAGGCCCUGUAUAACAGCAGCCAACAAGAGGACCCAGGCUUUUCACAGCAGCAGGAGUUCUUCGGCAGCGCGGCAUCCUCCCCCGAGGACACCACUGGUUCGCAGUACCUGAAAACCGCCCCAGCGACGAUGCGUACGAUGUUUCGUCGGUUGUUUGGGUUUGAGCUCGACUGGUCCCAGUUCCCGGUGCGUGUGACACACGUUUUCGCGAGGAAUGAGGAGCAGAACGUCGCGAAAUCGGGCAUUGCCGUCGGGGACAUUUUGCUCGCCCUGUCCUACGGGGAGAUUCGGAACGACACGCCCAUUGAAUUUGUGGAAAAAAUCCCGACCAGAGCGGUGUUUGAGCAGGCGCGGGUGGAGCAUGAGAAAGAAAUAGUGGCGCUGCAGGAGCGGAAUAAGAAUAACCUUGGAAGAAUAACAACAGAAGAUGUUGACGGCGCUCACACAGCAGGAGCUGUUGAAAAUCAAGAUUUCUAUCUCCCGACCAUCCCCACGGGGAUUUCCCCGGAAACCCUAACUGAAUUGGUGGAGCGCCACUUCGUGACGAAGGUACGCGCGGCAUGGCGCAAGUCGAUGGAGGACCGCGAGGAGAAGCUGUUGACGAAGUCGCCCGAGGAACUUGCACUGGAAGACAGGAAGAGGGCGCAGAUCUGCUCGUUCC
Molecule: messenger RNA, 1182 nt
Organism: Amoebophrya sp. A120
Lineage: Eukaryota; Dinophyceae; Syndiniales; Amoebophryaceae
Source: the annotation of a GenBank genome assembly